GAGAGAAGAAGCGCGCGCAGUCACAGCUAGAGCAGCUAGCCUUUGCUGGGAGAGGAAUUGAAGGGGCGAGGCGAGGGAGAGGAGAGGAGAGGACGAUGGCGGAGGCCGAGGAGGCGGCGCUGCAGUUCACGCCGACGUGGAUCGUGGCGGCGGUCUGCUCGAUCAUCGUGCUCAUCUCCCUCGCCGCCGAGCGUGGCCUCCAUCACCUCGGCAAGACGCUCAAGAAGAACGAUCAGAGGUCGCUCUACGAGGCGCUCCUCAAGGUCAAAGAAGAGCUGAUGCUGCUGGGGUUCAUCUCCCUGCUGAUGACGGUGCUCCAGGGGACGAUCCAGCGGACGUGCAUCCCUCCCAGCUGGACGGACUACAUGCUGCCGUGCCAGAAGGCGGGGGGCGAUCACCAGCAGCCUGCGGGGGUCGCCGCGCGUUUCAGCGCCGCCGAUAUCCUCGCCGGGAUCAGCAGGGCACGGGUGCUCAGCGAGGGCGGGGCUGGAGCCGAGGCCGGGCUCUGCCAGAAGGAGGGAAAAGUUCCACUGCUGUCGGAAGAAGCCUUGCAUCAGCUGCACAUCUUCAUAUUUGUUCUGGCUGUGGCGCAUGUCUUCUUCAGUGCUACGACUAUGCUUCUGGGAGGUGCAAAGAUACACAAAUGGAAACAGUGGGAGGAGGAAAUUCAGCAAAACAAUGAUGCAGGAAACGGACCUAAGAAGGUGCUACCUAUGCAUCAAGUUUCAUUCGUUAGGGAGCAUUACAAGGGGAUUGGCAAAGAUUCUAUGACAUUGUCUUGGCUGCAAUCAUUUGUUAAGCAGUUCUAUGGUUCAGUAGCUAAAUCAGACUACACCGCAAUGCGUCUUGGUUUUAUCAUGACUCACUGCCGCGGAAAUCCAAAAUUUGAUUUCCAUAGAUACAUGAUGAGAGCUUUAGAGUCUGAUUUUAAGAAAAUAGUCAGUACAAGCUGGAGCUUGUGGAUGUUCGUGGUGAUAUUUCUGUUGCUGAAUGUCAAUGGUUGGCACACAUAUUUUUGGAUGGCUUUUCUUCCCCUUGUUCUUCUGCUGGCUGUUGGCACCAAGCUGGAGCACAUCAUCGCUUCGCUUGCCUACGAUGUAGCCGCGAGGCAGACGGCGGUCGAGGGCGAUUUGGUUGUGAAGCCAUCAGACGAGCACUUCUGGUUCGGGCAGCCACGAAUCGUCCUGCACCUGAUCCACUUCAUCCUCUUCCAGAACGCAUUUGAGCUCUCAUUCUUCUUCUGGAUACUGAUGACCUAUGGAUUACACUCCUGCUUCAUGGACCAUGUCGGUUUCUUGGUGCCAAGGCUCGUUCUAGGGAUCGUCAUCCAGCUUCUCUGCAGCUACAGCACCCUGCCUCUGUAUGCAAUUGUAACCCAGAUGGGGAGCUACUACAAGAAGGAGAUCUUCAACGAGCACGUGCAGCAGGGCGUCCUGGGCUGGGCGGAGAAGGCCAAGAAGAAAUCAGGGCUGGGCUCGCAUCAUGUGUAGUUUUCCUGCGUUGUAAGGCAUAGACGUGACAUAAUUUUCUCAUACAGCUUCACUCACAGCAGCCAUAAAUGGUGCUGAUCUAUCUGUAAUCUCACAAGUAGUCAUCGGCAUCAAAAUUUACUCAGAUGAUCCUGAACCUGAUACUUUUGAUGAUGAUGCCUCA
Panicum virgatum (switchgrass) is the source of this 1653-nucleotide messenger RNA. Its product is annotated as MLO-like protein 1. The transcript is spliced from 14 exons. Gene Ontology annotation, cellular component: membrane. The coding region runs from base 96 to 1490 and encodes 464 amino acids. NCBI's taxonomy places the organism in Eukaryota, Viridiplantae, Streptophyta, Magnoliopsida, Poales, Poaceae. The record is from RefSeq and is a predicted model, not a curated record. Gene Ontology annotation, biological process: defense response.